AUGGCUCUUGACACGCUGCCGACCGAGUUGCUUAUGAUCAUCAUCAGCCAUUACCCGCGCCUUCCAAUCAACAUCGGAGGGUGUUUGCCGACACAAGCUCAAGAAUACCUAGUCCGUCACAGGACCAUAUACGCGCUCUCGCAGACGUCGAGCCGACUGCGUAGCGUGUUUCUGCCACUUGUAUGGCAAAGUGUCGAGGUCUUCUGCCCGAUGGUCCGUGUGGAGGAUGGGAAAAUGGAGGGGGCGCGAUGGAAGAAGGAGAUGGCCACGGAGCUCGUGCGCCAGCUUGAGACAGUGACCAUCCGCGACCCGACGCUGGCGGAAUAUGUCCAGUCUGUGACCGUAUACCUCACCGAAUACUCAUGGAAAGGUGUCUUCCCCGAGUUCUGCCGCGCCCUUGCUGCGAUGCCAAAGCUCAAGACCUUGCACAUCAUCGAUGUCAUCGACACCGAUUCGAAGGACGAGUCCGAGCGCUUAGUUGAAAUCUUCAAGAAGAAUCCGCCGCUAUCAUCUGUGUGCUAUCUGUCCAUUCCCGACAAAAUAUCCGGCAUCAUAACCCGUAUGCCCAACGUGCUGCACCUCUACCUGUCGUCGUCAGAAUAUCGUCGUAUAUCUGACCACGUUUUCGCGCACAUGCGCCAUGCUCCGAGACUCAGAUUCACGGCCUACCAGUUCGAGAUCUCUGAGAAGGGUGGAUGGCCUGAUAUUGUCAAAUUCUGGCCGCAUCUUGAGCAUGUGUAUGUCAUCCUCAGAUGCAAAUACGAGUACUAUUCAGCGCCAAUUCCAGACGACAAUGUCAUACGGCAAAACCUCAUCACGAUUGUAUCUAACCUUCCACGACUCAGUUCCAUUCAUAUUCGCAGUUCGCGCGAGUCUGUUGCACACUAUAGCACGGAGGAGUUCCAGCAAGAUUGCGAGAGACUGGUAAUACCUACGCUGGCCUCUGCUCUGCAGAAAUGCAUGGUUCAGCAGAAGAGGGAGAGUGGGGGAGUCUCGUCGAAGGAGCCUCUUUCUCCACGGCGCUUGCACAUUACUUACGCCCCUUAUCGUGGCGCCAGCAAGAGAGGCCUUCUCGUUCAGAGCGUGAAGGCUGCUGAGUAG
Schizophyllum commune H4-8 is the source of this 1101-nucleotide messenger RNA. RefSeq lists its product as uncharacterized. Lineage: Eukaryota; Fungi; Basidiomycota; Agaricomycetes; Agaricales; Schizophyllaceae. The coding region runs from base 1 to 1101 and encodes 366 amino acids. The transcript is spliced from 4 exons. The record is from RefSeq and is a predicted model, not a curated record.